CGAUCCGGUCCGCGGCUGUCCUGCGGGGCAUUGCGUUAUGCAUAUAUCGUGAUCUCUAUCUUAAUACUAGUCUCAAGAUAAAAAAUUAUAUAACUAGUCAUGAUUGUAUUCUCCUGUCUCGAUCUUUGCUCGUAAUAUCUUCUUCAGUGUUAACUGCAGCCAUGGCGAGGACUAAAUCCCCAAAAGGAAACAACAGAAUCGAAUACCACCACUGGGACCAUAGCUUCCGAUGGACUGAAUUACACAGAUCAUCAGAAGAACUACGCCCACUGACCGUCUCAUGGGAUAAACUCGCCGAUGAAUGCGUUGAUAUAAUCAAUGGAAUGCCGUCUGGUCCCAGCGAUACAAGCAAGAACCCUUGUAAACGAGACAUAUAUGCACUAUUAAGUGCCAAUGUUGACAAAAAUGCCAAGUUAAAAGAAUUCUGGACAGAAAUCAAUACGGUCCCGGAAUGGGUGGAUUGGGAGCAAAUCAAGCGAGGUCAAGAUGUGUUCUAUCGAUAUGCAAUACCUAUCAUAAUCGCACUUGCAUUUCAAAGCCUACUUGGUGGGAUGGGUGCGCCUCGAGUCGUGGAAACCCUUUCGCGCACAGGAGGUUUCAGUGCGAGAGUGGUUCGACGUCGACUUCUAGAAACUGUGCAGCAUACUCUCGAUGUCACCGGGUCAGUAAACGCAAUGAAGCCUGGGGGAGAGGGCCAUGUCUCAUCUGUUCGAGUACGAUUGCUCCACUCAGUCGUACGCCUUAGAAUCUUGAACCUCGCGAUACAGCAACCGGACUAUUACGACAAGGAAAAAUACGGUGUUCCUAUCAACGACCUCGAUUGCAUUGCGACUAUUAAUAUCUUCUCCAGCAACGUGGUGUGGAUGGGUCUUCCACGCCAAGGUGUUUACCUCUCAAAGCAGGAAAUUGAAGAUUAUAUAGCGUUAUGGAGAUUGGUUGCCUACUACAUGGGCACACCAACAGAAGCAUGGGAGAACACAGAAAAGGCGAAAGCCAUGAUGGAGUCGCUGCUUGUUUCUGAAAUUGAUCCGUCUGAAACUGGGAAAAUCUUAGCCAAGAAUAUCAUUCUCGGUCUCGAGAAUACUCCGCCACUAUAUGUGUCGAAAGAGCUCCUGGAAGCGAUCACUCGACUACUCAAUGGAAAGGACCUCUCUGACGAGCUGGAUAUUCCACGAUCAAGUCUGUACUAUCGGAUAAUCAUAUAUGGAUACUGCUUCGGAGUGAUUAUAUUCUCAUAUAUGAAACCAAAAAGUGGUUUCCUUGACAGAAAAAUCAUUGAAUGGUAUCGAAAAUACCUACGCGAUAUAAUGAUAUAUCGGAAGGACGGCCUCGGCGGCGAGACGCUCUUUGACUUCAAAUACCUCCCAACCCUAACACGCACGACACGGCUGGGGAAGCGGAGGACCAAUCUCAAAUGGCACGGUAUGAAAAUCAUGGGAUUGUUCGGCCCUUUCAUUACUCUAGGUUUGAUCUUAUUUCUGGGCAUUGGAUGGUACUCCAUAAGUAUAGCACUUUCUGCGAUUAGCUCUUGAUCAUUGUCGCGCAAUGACUGUCGGCUGUCCCGGAAAGCCUAAAUAGAAUUGUCCCAACCUCUUAAAAGGUGAUAACUUAUGUAUGCUGAGUGUAUAUCUACGUCGAUUUGCCAAAGACAAAUCGUAGUCUUCAGUCUUCCGAUCGACCAAGUUGCACAUAUUCUGUACUCCCGGAAACUAGGGACCUCUCAACAUCGAGAUCGUAACAUAAUCGAGUCGACAUCAAGG
This is a messenger RNA of Paecilomyces variotii, 1760 nucleotides long. RefSeq lists its product as hypothetical. The transcript has 4 exons. Bases 162 to 1532 code for a protein of 456 amino acids. NCBI's taxonomy places the organism in Eukaryota, Fungi, Ascomycota, Eurotiomycetes, Eurotiales, Thermoascaceae. The record is from RefSeq and is a predicted model, not a curated record. Gene Ontology annotation, molecular function: oxidoreductase activity.